AGACGCACACCGUAGCAGCGCGCUCUCUCUCUCUCUCAGAGCAACAAAUACUCUGCAUAAUUUGCAGUUCCACUACAUUUUAUUAGGAUUUUAUUCCGUCAGCAAGAAAUGUAAACAAUAUACGCCGUGAACAACUUGCUUCCGUGGUGAGAAUGUAAAUUGAUGGUUUAUUAAGAAUCCAAAACAUCCAACUCUUCAACACAUCCAUUCACAUACUUAUUCUCUGAUUGACUGAGAUGAGAACUGCUGAGGAGUCUUCUGGCACGGUCCUGCACCGUCUAAUCCAGGAGCACCUCCGUUACGGGAACUCCACGUACACCAGUACCCUCCUGGCCAUCCAGCAGCAGGCCCUGCGUGGAGGCAGCAACAGCAGCGGAGGAGGCGGUACCGGAUCACCCCGCUCCUCUCUGGAGAGCCUGACCCAGGAAGAGUCCCAGUUCAUCCACAUGUCCACCAGACAGGACCCCCAGGGCCAGGAGUACCAGGGGGACUACAAACACUGUGACAGUGACUCCGCGUGUCACCUCUACCAGCUCCACAGACACGGAGAGGAGCUGCCCACCUAUGAGGAGGCCAAGGCCCACUCUCAGUACCUGGCCUCGGUAGGAGCCCAGCGGGGCCAGGGGCUUGAGGUGAUGGAUCACCAGGGAGAUGGCCAGUGGGACCUGAAAAGGAAGCACGCCCGGAGCCUCAGUGAGCGUCUCAUGCAACUCUCCCUGGAGAGAUCAAGGGGAGACAUUCAGCCUCUCAGCUCCUCUCACAGUUACCCUCAACUGUCUAAUGGCCACUCUGGGCCUGUUGAACACCAGGGGCCAGAGUUUCAGAGGGGACCUCCCCCAGACUACCCCUUCCUGGUCAGGCCUCCUGGAUACAUGCUCAGCCACUCACAGGAGACACACGGACACUACUACCAGGAACCACCUCCCUCAUUCCAAUCACAGCACAGAUAUGUACCUUCCCAGCCCGAGGCCGAGGUGGUUCGACACAGUGUCCACUAUGGUCCAGAGGUCUACAUGAGCCACAGCAACCCCAGUACUCACAACAACACUGGCCAAAUGGACCUGUUGAGGGAGAAUGAGAAACUAAGGAAAGAGUUGGAGGUGUACAGCGAGAAGGCCGCCAGACUUCAGAAGCUGGAAGUAGAGAUCCAGAGGAUAUCUGAGGCCUACGAGACCCUGAUGAAGGGCUCAGCCAAGAGAGAGACCCUGGAGAAAACCAUGAGGAGCAAACUGGAGUCAGAGAUCAAGAGACUGCACGACUUCAACAGAGACCUCAGAGAUCGUCUGGACAACGCUACCAAACAGCAGGAAGUUGAAUCGGCAGACAGGAAACAGCAGGUCUUCACCAAACUCCUGGAACAAAAUGAGGAACAGCAGCGGGAGGUGCAGCGUCUGCGUGGCUCCGCGGAGGAGUGGCUUCGGCGCCGGGAGGUUCUGGAACAGGCCCUGGGGUCGGCACAGGCCCGUAACCUGGCCCUGGAGGAGGAGCUUAGGAGGAAGAGGGCGUACGUAGAGAAGGUAAAGCGGCUGCAGAGCUCCCUGGGCCAGCUACAGGCAGCCUGUGAGAAGAGAGAGGCCCUGGAACUGAGGCUGAGGUCCAGACUGGAGCAGGAGCUGAAGAGCCUCCGAUCAGCACAGUCCCACAGCACGGCUAGCGGUCCUGGCUCCCUGCCCUCUGACCUGAGCUCCAUGGUGUCUGUACAGCAGCAGCAGCUGGCUGAGAGAGAAGAGAGGAUCCUGGCUCUGGAGGCUGACAUCACACACUGGGAACAGAAGUACCUGGAGGAGAGCACCAUGAGGCAGUUCGCUAUGGACGCAGCCGCCACCGCUGCAGCUCAGAGAGACAGCAGCGCCAUCAAACACUCGCCUCGUCACUCACCCAACAACAGCUUCAACGACCACCUGCCAUUCAGCCACAGACAUCGGGAGAUGGAGAACAGAGUCCGAGCGCUACACUCCCAGAUCCUGGAGAAGGAUGCAGUGAUCAGGGUGUUACAGCAACGGACUGGACGGGAGCAGAACAGGCUAGAACAGCAGGCCCUCCGUCCAGCCAGGUCCGUCCCCUCCAUCAACACCGAGCAGCAGGACCUCCAUCCAGCCAGGUCCGUCCCCUCCAUCAACACCGAGCAGCAGGCCCUCCGUCCAGCCAGGUCCGUCCCCUCCAUCAACACCGAGCAGCAGGACCUCCAUCCAGCCAGGUCCGUCCCCUCCAUCAACACCGAGCAGCAGGACCUCCGUCCAGCCAGGUCCGUCCCCUCCAUCAACACUGAUGGCCCAGUGGAGCAACCCAUCCAGGGGAAAGGGAAGAGCCUCUCUGAUGACCAGACGGCUGCUGCAGUGUCUCCUCUCUCCCUGCCCCCGCACCAACACCCCUGCACCCCGUUGGCCCUGCCCGCUCUGUUGCUCCUGUCCAAGCCCCAGAGCAGGGACUGCAGCACCCAGUGUGACCGUGAUGUCCUAGCCCAGGAGACGGAUCUUACAGUGGAUCCCACCAGCAUGCUAGCACCCUCUGAGACUUCCUCGACCACAACGCCUGCCUCCGAGCACUUCCUGGCACCAAUCAACACACACCAGGGCUCCAGAAGAUCAGACUCAGCAGCAGAAGUGGUGGAAAUCCUAAUUUAAGAAACGCCGAACUGUGGGAUCCGCCGUGGGAUGGAUGGUGACAACACGGUAGACGACCGAGAGAUCCUCAUGUCCUGUAUGUCCCUCCCAACGAGGAGAAGACAACCUGUCUGUCUGUCUCUGGUCAGACUGACCUCCAGAUGGACACUUCCUUUGAAGAAGGACAGACAGUUUGAAGACAUGGACAUGUUCUCCCUACCUAUGUACCUAGCUACCUACCUACCUAACUAUCUACCUACCUACCUACCUACCUACGUACCUAUCUACCUACCCACCUACGUACCUAUCUACCUACCUACCUACGUACCUAUCUACCUACCUACCUACCUACGUACCUACCUACCUAUCUACCUACGAGGGAAGAAUUCAGAACGUACCUACCUACCUACCUACCUACCUACGUACCUACCUACCUACCUACCUACCUACCUACGUAACUAUCUACCUACGUACCUACCUACGUGCCUACCUACGUACCUACCUACGUACCUACCUACGUAUAUACCUACCUACCUACCUACCUACCUACCUACUUACGUACCUACCUACCUAUCUACCUACCUACCUACCUACCUACCUACCUACCUACGUAACUAUCUACCUACCUACCUACCUACCUACCGACGUAACUAUCUACCUACGCAUCUACCUACCUACCUACCUACCUACCUACCUACCUACCUAUCUACCCACCUACGUACCUAGCUACCUACCUAACUAGCUACCUACCUACCUACCUACCUACCUACCUACCUACCUAACUAUCUACCUACCUAACUAUCUACCUACGUACCUACCUAACUUUCUACCUACCUACCUAACUACCUAUCUACCUACGUACCUACCUAACUUUCUACCUACCUACAUAACUACCUACCUAUCUACCUACGUAUCUACCUACGUACCUACCUACCUACCUACCUAUCUACCUACGUACCUACCUAACUAUCUACCUACCUAUCUACCUACGUACCUACCUAUCUACCUACGUACCUACCUAACUAUCUACCUACCUACGUACCUACCUACCUAACUAUCUACCUACCUACCUACCUACCGACGUAACUAUCUACCUACGCAUCUACCUACCUAACUAUCUACCUACCUAUCUACCUACCUACCUACCUACCUAU
This is a messenger RNA of Oncorhynchus masou masou (cherry salmon), 3757 nucleotides long. Its product is annotated as angiomotin-like 2a. Bases 237 to 2624 code for a protein of 795 amino acids. Gene Ontology annotation, biological process: hippo signaling; actin cytoskeleton organization; establishment of cell polarity involved in ameboidal cell migration. Gene Ontology annotation, cellular component: plasma membrane; cytoplasmic vesicle; bicellular tight junction. Lineage: Eukaryota; Metazoa; Chordata; Actinopteri; Salmoniformes; Salmonidae. The transcript has 10 exons. The record is from RefSeq and is a predicted model, not a curated record.